GAUUAGUUUUCCUUGCAGACGCUUACUAAAACUGACUAGCAAGGUCAUUAACACAACUUUCGUUGGACUUUUACGGUUUACUGAACAGGCUAAUUAAAUACACUGUACCUCUCUAGUUAGUAAUUUGGAUGAUUGAACAAGAUGUAUAAUUGAUAACUGAAGCACUUAAGGGCCAAUAACAUAAAUAAAGAUGCGUGUUAAAGGUCAAACAGUUAAACGUCUGAUCUAUACUGGUCUAGCUGCUGGAGGUGGAUUAUAUCUGGCUUCAUUCUUCUCUCAAAGGAAAAGAGCUAUUGGAACAGUUCUUGCUGAAGAACAACAGGUUCUGCCCAACCAGGUUCUACCCACAAGAGAAGAGAUUCAUAGAUCACUUCAGACAGAAGAAUUUGAUGUGCUAGUUGUAGGUGGUGGUGCUACAGGAUGUGGUGUAGCUUUAGAUGCUGUCAGUAGAGGAUUGAAAACAAGUCUUGUCGAGAAGUUUGAUUUUUCAUCUGGUACAAGCAGCAGAAGUACAAAACUAAUCCAUGGAGGUGUACGAUAUUUACAGAAAGCUGUAUUUAAUCUUGACUAUGAACAGUAUCGAAUGGUAAAAGAAGCAUUGAAGGAAAGAUCUAAUUUAAUCGACAUAGCUCCACAUCUUGCCUAUCCAUUUCCUAUCAUGUUACCAGUUUACAAGUGGUGGCAAGUACCCUAUUUCUGGGCUGGUAUAAAAAUGUAUGAUUUAGUGGCAGGUCGGGAGAAUCUAAAACCAAGUUAUUAUCUCAGCAAGAAAAAGGCAUUAGAGUUAUUUCCCAUGUUAAAGAAAGAUAAGUUGGUUGGUGCACUGGUUUAUUAUGAUGGACAACAUGAUGAUGCUAGAAUGAAUAUAGCUAUAGCUAUGACAGCUAUAAAGAUGGGAGGAUCCCUAACUAAUCAUGUAGAAUGUGUAAAAAUAUUAAAGAAAGAUGAUGGUAAUGGAAAUCAAGUUGUUUGUGGUGCAAGGGUUAAAGAUGUAGAAACUGGAAAAGAAUGGGAUAUUAAGGCUAAAUGUGUUAUAAAUGCUACUGGACCAUACACUGAUGCUAUACGAACAAUGGCUGAUCCUAACAAGAAGAAGAUCUGUCAACCUAGUUCAGGUGUUCAUAUAGUUCUACCUGAUUAUUACAGUCCAGAAAGUAUGGGUUUAUUGGAUCCUGCUACUAGUGAUGGUCGUGUUAUUUUCUUUCUACCCUGGCAAAAAGUUACAUUAGCAGGUACAACUGAUAGUCCCUGUGAUGUAACAGAUUAUCCACAACCUACAGAAAAAGAAAUACAGUUUAUUUUAAAUGAAGUGCGUAAUUAUCUUAAUCCUGAUGUUGAAGUACGACGUGGUGAUGUAUUAUCAGCUUGGAGUGGUAUGAGACCACUAGUUGCAGAUCCUAAUAAAAGUGAUACACAAUCUAUAGCUAGAAAUCAUAUAAUAGAAGUUACAGCAGAUAAACUUAUAACUAUAGCAGGUGGUAAAUGGACAACAUAUCGUCACAUGGCAGAAGAAACGAUAGAUAAAGCUGUAGAAGUGUGUAAUUUAAAACCUGUCAGAGAUUGCUGUACUACUGGUUUACUACUAGAUGGCGCUCAUAGCUGGAGUCCUACAAAGUUUAUACGACUGGUACAAGAUUUUGGUUUAGAGAAUGAAGUAGCCCAACAUUUAUCUAAUACAUAUGGUGAUAGAGCCUACAAGGUUGCUAAGUUGGCUAAUUUAACAGGUAAAAGAUGGCCGAUAGUAGGUCAAAGAUUACAUGAUGAAUUCCCUUACAUCGAGGCUGAGGUGAGGUAUGCGUGUAGAGAAUAUGCUCUAUCUGCUAUAGAUGUAAUAGGACGAAGAACACGGUUAUCAUUCUGUAAUGUACUAGCAGCAGAUGAAUCUCUACCUAGAAUAAUAGAAAUAAUGUCACUUGAACUCGGUUGGAACAAAACUCGACAGAAGGAAGAGCUAGAGAAGGCUAGACGAUUUCUUCGACGUGAAAUGGGAUUAGAUAUUAAGAAAGCCAGCGAAAGUAUAGCACCAAUUAACUUCAGUAAAGAUGAGAUAAAUAUGUAUGUGAAACGAUUCAAGUCGUUAGACAGCGAUAAUAAAGGUUAUAUCACAAUUAAUGAUCUCCGCAGAUAUUUCAAGAAAAUUGGUGAAAAAGUAACAGAGGACCAGUUACAUGAAAUAUUAAAUGAAGUAGAUUUAAACCGAAAUGCUCAAGUAGAUUUAGGAGAAUUCUUACAGUUGAUGAGUGCCAUCAAGACUGGUGUAUUGUCCAACAGUCGUUUAGCCAUGGCAUCAGAAUUAGCAUCUGAAGCAGAGAAAAUACCAGUUGAACGAAGUGGUGGGGGUGUUUAAUACACUACACAUGCUGAUAACCAGUCUGUUCCCGGGUUCACAAAGCAUCCUAAUUAAAAUAUAGUCCUUUAUAAAACUUUAGAUGUUUUAAUAUAUCAAAUACAUCAAUAAGAAACCAUGUGCAAAGUUUUAUGUUUCUGGAUCAAAGAUAUUUCUCAUAAACAGUGAGAAACUUAAAGUCUGAGAAUACUUUGUGAACUGGGGACCUUGUCCAACUUGUUUCUGAAGCGCUGAUCAUCACAACUUGCUGAUCAUCACCACUUGCUGGUUGAACUAUCCAAGUUACCAUAUCAACUGUUUGUUAUAAAAGUUCAAAUGCUGUCCUCUGUUACCCUUUUGAGGGCUUGUGUUGCUCUCAAUCAGUCACGGCUGUAAACCUGUUAAUUAUUCACUGAAUGUCCAAAUCAAUAUCGCACACAAUUUAAGUCCGUUGAAUAAGGGUUAGGGCCAGAUACUCCAGUUAAUUUACGGAAAUCUCUGAAGUUUAAACGAUUUGAUUGUAGACCUUAUUAGCUUAAUAUUGUAAUACUGUAGGUAGUCUAUUCCAGUCAAGUUAGGUAGUCUAUUCCAGUUGGGAUGAUCAGUACAUCAGAAACAAGUUUUACCACUAAAUAUAUGUUUUAUUAGGCCCACAUACAUAAUAUCAUUCUGUCAUAUUUAUUGUAAUCUUCCCCGACAAUCCUACAUAAAAUUAUCACUGUAUUGUGACCUCUUUUGAGCACCAUACAUAGUACAUAUUUUUUUUUUUGAUAUUUAUUUUAUUUAGUUGAUAUUAUACAUAUUCCAUAAAAUUUUCUACAAAAAAUAAAAGAUGAGAUCUGAUAUGAUAAGAUUUGGAAACAUUGUGCCAUAUAGUUCAUUAUAUGAUACUUGCAUAUUCAGCAAUCUGGAUUAAGAAAAUGAUAUUUGAACUAAAAUAUUUUAUUUGAAUUAAGAUUUUUGUUUGUUUUCUUUGUGAAUACUUUUUUUUAGGGUCCAAAUAUAGCUGUGUGGUUAACCCAUGAAUCAUCCAAUAUGAAUUAUUCCUUGUCUAGAUUUUUAGAUUCCAUCAAGAAAAGGAAUCAGAAUACUUUUUAAAAAGAUGUAAAUUUAAAUCACAAAGAAAUGUUUAGGUUGUUUUUAUAAUCAUAAAUAAAUAUAUAUAUAUCAUGAGAAAUAAUUUAAAUCUAUUUAAUUCUGAUCGUCAAGUUAAAUCUUCAUCUUUAUUUGGCAUCUGCAAUUUCUGGCAUUCAGCACUUUGAGCUAAUCAAAGGCACAGUAAAUAUGGAUCUAAUCAGAACUUUGGGCUCAUUCUAGUAUGUGUAUAACUGUAAUGUUAGUAUGUGUGAACAUUUUCUUGUACAUUUUUAGUUAAAAGCAUUUCUAUACCCCUCAACUUCAAUCUGCUGGAAUAAUGAUUUGAAUCCAUUUUAUCCAUUGAGUUCAUAUAUUGUAUCGAUUGUACAGAAGUGUAUAUUUAUCAAAUAUCUUGUAUCUUUAUAGAGGUAUUUAAGGAACAUUUUCCUACAGGGUAGAUGAAAAGACUGUAUUAUGAAAAGUGGAUGGACAUUUAUGGCAUUUGUGUUUAUAUGUAACAAAUGUAUUACACAUCUAUUUAGAAAAUGACUGUUAAUGCAGCAUUUAGUAAUUGAAGACAUUAAACUAAAACAUAAUGCUACCAUGAAAGAGAAUUUCGGUCAGAAAUAUUACCGGUAUAUAAGUUUUUAUAAUAGUUCAAACUCAUUUAUUUCUAUGCCAGUGUGUUCGCCCCAAAUAUUUAAUGCAUUUUUCAAUGCUGUCCAAUCUCAGCAUUAAGUGCUAUAGUUAUCAUUCACUUUGUUUACUUUUUAUAUCUUAUGUUUAAUGAUUUCCUUAAAACGUGCUAUUUUAUUUAAAUUUUUUGUACCUAGAAUUGUAAAUUACUUAUCAUUAAACAUUGGUAUUUUAUAGGUUCCUAAUUCUGAUUUAGUUAUGAUGUACCUUUUACAUACGUUUUGUAAAAAAAUAUUUAAUUGUUUACGCAGUAUAUAGGUAAAGAUAUCUCAAAAUAUCACACUAUAACUUAUUUGUAACAAGGUAGAAUAUUCCUAAACACAAAUGAAAAAGAAUAUUCCUAAACACAAAUGAAAAAGAAUAUUCCCAAAUAUAAAUGAAAAAGAAUAUUCCCAAACACACAUGAAAAAGAAUAUUCCCAAACACAAAUGAAAAAAAAAUAUUCCCAAACAUAAAUGAAAAAGAAUAUUCCUAAAUAUAAAUGAAAAAGAAUAUUUCUAAACACACACGAAAAAGAAUAUUCACAAACAUAAAUGAAAAAAAAAUAUUCCCAAACAUAAAUGAAAAAGAAUAUUCCUAAAUAUAAAUGAAAAAGAAUAUUUCUAAACACACAUGAAAAAGAAUAUUCCCAAACAUAAAUGAAAAAGAAUAUUCCCAAACACACAUGAAAAAGAAUAUUCCCAAACACAAAUGAAAAAAAAAAAUUCCCAAACAUAAAUGAAAAAGAAUAUUCCUAAAUAUAAAUGAAAAAGAAUAUUUCUAAACACACAUGAAAAAGAAUUUUCCCAAACAUAAAUGAAAAAGAAUAUUCCCAAACACACAUGAAAAAGAAUAUUCCCAAACACAAAUGAAAAAAAAAUAUUCCCAAACAUAAAUGAAAAAGAAUAUUCCUAAAUAUAAAUGAAAAAGAAUAUUUCUAAACACACAUGAAAAAGAAUAUUCCCAAACAUAAAUGAAAAAAAAUAUUCCCAAACACACAUGUAAAAGAAUAUUCCCAAACACAAAUGAAAAAGAAUAUUCCUAAACACACACAAAGAAUAUUUCUAAGCACAAAUGAAAAAGAAUACUCCUAAACACACACGAAAAAGAAUAUAUUUCUAAGCAUCAAUGAAAAAGAUUUUUUUUAAAUUUUUUUAAUUGAAUAUUGCAUAACCAAUUUGAAUAUAUUUCAGCCUUGAUUAAGCUGUGAAAUAUUCAAUUUUGUUUUAAAAAUACAAAUGAUAUAAUCAGUUUUUAUGCAAAUUUUGAUAAAAAGUUUGGUCAUGGAGGGCGUGUGCAUAUCUCACAGUAAAGACUGUCGUUGUUUAUGGUGUUUAUCGUAGAUAUGUUGUCUUAUUUUAUUAUACUUAACGAACGAGCAGGUGGGGGGAAACCAGGGUACCCGAAGUAAACCCACGAGGUUGAGAAGGUACACCUAUCUCUAAGCAACAUACACUCACACCAGUGAUUGAAAGCAAGACCACAAGCCAGAGGUGAACGACCAGCUGGAGCACGAAGUGUGACACACUAAACCACUAGCCCAUCCAAACCCCCCUACAAUAAAGAUUCACAUUUACCACUUUAUAUUGUUAGAGGGCGUGGCAUUCUAUAAUCUACAUUUAGGUACAAAGAGCUGACCAUUCUUGCUAUAAUGAUUCAAAAAUAGAUGAUAAAAAAAAGAAAAUAUUGAAAAUUUCAGUCAAAUUACUUUAUUCUGAACAAAGUUGUCACUUUUGGAAGUUUGGACUAGAAAUAAGCAUCAACUGUCUCCGAGAAUUGCUGAUCGUUUGAUUGACAGACAAUUUACAGAUAAUUUUCAAUGGCCAUGGUACCCUCGAUUAGCAGGUAUUUCAUCGGCAGUCUCAGGUAGUGACGUCAGUGAUAACGAUAACGGUAAACAUUAGCCUGGUCAGCCAUUUAUUGAUUUAAUUAUUAAAUGGACAACUGUUUAAAUCCAAGCCAUCGAGGGUCUACAGAGUUGAUUUUGAGAUUUUCAUGUAAAUAAAAGUCUAAUUAAUAAUUUCUAUAACAUCUGGUUAGCGUGCGCGCGCUGUAUCAUAAAGUCUGUCAUUGAGUCGACUGGCGUGGUUUCGAAUCCCCGGUUGUACGUGGCAAGGAGUAGGGUCGCCUGUCCAACCUCGUGGGUUUUCUCCGGGGCCUCCGGUUUCCUCCCACUGCUAAAGACCCCUACGCGCAAGCGAAUUAUGUAAAUAAAAUUAAACCAUAUGUUAGUCCCGAAAUGACCUAGUUUGUGUCGAGUGGACGUUAAACCCCAUUUCUCUCUUUCUCUAUAACAUCUGAAGCUUAAACAAAGACUGGCAAUAGACAGAUUUAGCUCUUCACUAAUUAAUGUAUCUUUAAUAUUUUUUUGUGCUAUUGAUUGUUUUAUGUAUUUGUUAAUAUUAUAUUCGAUUGCUGCCAAUCAAUGUAUUAUUGUACCUUCUUAAUGUUGGACCAUGUGGUACGUAACAAAUAGUUCUAAAUAUAAUUAUAUAUAUAUAUACUGCUGUUAUGUUUCAAACUUUCUUUGUAAAAACAUAAAUUAAAGUUUUCACAGAUCA
Patella vulgata (common limpet) is the source of this 6639-nucleotide messenger RNA. Its product is annotated as glycerol-3-phosphate dehydrogenase, mitochondrial. The coding region runs from base 191 to 2347 and encodes 718 amino acids. Lineage: Eukaryota; Metazoa; Mollusca; Gastropoda; Patellidae. Gene Ontology annotation, cellular component: glycerol-3-phosphate dehydrogenase (FAD) complex; mitochondrion. The record is from RefSeq and is a predicted model, not a curated record. Gene Ontology annotation, molecular function: calcium ion binding; glycerol-3-phosphate dehydrogenase (quinone) activity. The transcript has 17 exons. Gene Ontology annotation, biological process: glycerol-3-phosphate metabolic process.